This is a messenger RNA of Pyricularia oryzae 70-15, 1275 nucleotides long. RefSeq lists its product as uncharacterized. The record is from RefSeq and is a predicted model, not a curated record. The transcript has a single exon. Bases 180 to 1163 code for a protein of 327 amino acids. Lineage: Eukaryota; Fungi; Ascomycota; Sordariomycetes; Magnaporthales; Pyriculariaceae.
UUCUAAUUCGGGAAUGCUCGACAGCCUUGUGGCAGGGAGGUUUCUGGGUUCAUAAGAAUUGUGGUAACCUGUUCCGUUCUUCUCUUGCGAGACCAGCAGCGGCGCCAAUAUCACUGAGAUAUAAGCCACAAUAAAGCAAACUUGGGGAACCACAGGUCGAAAAGAAGAAAACAAAAACCAUGGUACGCCUCAGCAUUGCGACAGCCACGGCCGUCACCGUCUGCAUCUGCACGGCGGUCGCCCAAAUCGACAAACCGGCGCUGGACCCAGCCACCAACUUCAACCUGCUCGAAGAGCGCUGGAUGUCCGUGCCCAACCAGCCGGCCGUCGUGAUCGAGUGGCUGCACCACUAUCUUCCCAAGGCCUGCCACGAGGCCGCCGUGGCCAACGACCUGUCGCCCAUGGACUUUACCGCGUACGACGUGCUGUACGACGACUGCGACAACGACUGGGUCGUCUGCCGCCACAAGGACGCGCCGGCCACCGAGGAAAACCUGAUCGGCAACCUGGGCAAGAUCCCCGUCGGCAUGCGCAGCUACGUCCGGCACGUCAUCGCCUACCCGGCCCGGCAGCACGACGCCGUCGCGAGCUGGCGCGCCCCCGGCGAUCUGCACCUGCACGCCCGCCCGACCAUGCAGACGCUGAUCCACCAGGUCGGGCACGAGAUGGACUACGCCGCGCUUCCCGGCCAGGGCGCGCCGUUUUCCGAGUCGGAGCUGUGGCGCGAGGCCGCCGGGGCGGACGGGCGCCGCGCGUCGGCGUAUGCGGGCUUGGACUGGCGCGAGCACUUUGCCGAGGCGGCCGUGGUGGCCGUCUUUGGCCAGAACUUUCCGCGCGAGAUUGCAACCGCGCAGCCGGCUGCGAGUGGGAUCGCGAACCAGCUCUACGUGUGGCAGAGGCUGCUGGGUGAGCAGAUCCAGAUGGGUGGGAGGUGCACCAGGAGAAGGGAGAACUCGCCUAGGGUGAACAAGGAGACGGGGAAGGAUGGUGCGGGCAGUGGCUUGUCGGCUAGGGCGGGGCUGGCGAAGAGGAAUAUUGACAUCUUCAGCGUUGAGUACCCGGGAGGUGGCAAGGACUUGCAUAUAGAGGAUAGGUGGCAGCAGGUCGAUGUGUCUGGCCAGUAUGGCGCCAAGGCAACACAGUCUACGCCUGCAGCAUCUUAGACAGGCGGUUUCUUGUUUGUUGUGAGUACUACUUUUGUAAUUUCAUUCAUGCUUUAUACCCUCCCUCAUUCAUCUGGAAUUUUAAUGUUUGAAGAUCCUGUCCAGUUUGCCC